Triticum aestivum (bread wheat) is the source of this 596-nucleotide messenger RNA. RefSeq lists its product as uncharacterized. The transcript is spliced from 2 exons. Lineage: Eukaryota; Viridiplantae; Streptophyta; Magnoliopsida; Poales; Poaceae. The record is from RefSeq and is a predicted model, not a curated record. The coding region runs from base 72 to 434 and encodes 120 amino acids.
CCAAACACGCAAAAAUAAUGCAAAUGCUGAUUUUUUGACUGCAUUAGCUCAAUCAGACUCAUUUGGGAAGUAUGCAAAGUGGAACAGCAACCAAACGCGCGUCGUUAGCCACACGGGCCCGGUUUCUGUUCGUGUGGGAAGAGCUUCCAGCGUGGCAGCGUCUCGUGAUGGGGGCACAAGACGAGGGUAGCCGGCGGCCGCCGCCGCCAGAGCCCACCCCUGGCCAGCCCGCCGCAACCGCGGGCACGGCGCCGCCGCCCAUCACCCCAGCCCAGUUCCUCUCCUGGAAGCAGCGGAAGGAUGCAGAAGAAGCUGCAGAGAAAGCUGAAGCGGCUCAGAAGCGAGCCGCGGAUAUAGCUUCAGGAGCAGUUCAGAUGAAUGGCCGAGAGUUGUUCCAGCAUGAACCCUGGGUGUUUGACAACAACAUUUACUGAGACAACUAAAUCCUGCAGAAACACACAGAGCAUGCAUGUAUGCCAUGUUCACUGUCAGAAUCCCACACCAUAAGAGUUUGUACAAGCCGUUUGAGCUCUGUUUUAUGGAACCCGUACAUUGUUUUGCUACUGAUAAAUGGGAACAAAGACAGUUCUCUACAA